Molecule: messenger RNA, 1245 nt
Organism: Mobula hypostoma (lesser devil ray)
Lineage: Eukaryota; Metazoa; Chordata; Chondrichthyes; Myliobatiformes; Myliobatidae
Gene: anxa1a
Product: annexin A1a
Exons: 13
Coding region: 104-1120 (338 amino acids)
Biological process (GO): neutrophil clearance; cell surface receptor signaling pathway; regulation of inflammatory response
Cellular component (GO): cytoplasm; plasma membrane
Molecular function (GO): calcium ion binding; phospholipase A2 inhibitor activity; calcium-dependent phospholipid binding
Source: RefSeq, a predicted model, not a curated record
UUGGGAGUGGCAAGGAUAUAAAUUCACGGUCAUACAACUGACUAGGAGUAGUCUGUGGGACUGUUAGUAGCAGCUAAGGUUUACAGUUGGAAACUAACAUAAAAUGACAACAAACGUUAUCAGUCAACUCCUCCUGAAUAUCAAAUAUCGCCCUCACCCUUCUUCCCUUGAUGGAGCAACCGUUAGACCAUUUCCUGGUUUUGACCCAAAUGCUGAUGCAACUGCAAUAAAUAAUGCACUCGAAGCAAAAGGUGUGGAUGAAGAUACAAUCAUAGACAUUUUGACAACACGAACUAAUUGUCAACGGCAACAAAUAGCAGCAGCUUAUCAACAGGCUGUUGGAAAGCGACUCAAAGAUGUCAUUAAGAGAAAUCUGUCCAAGAAGCUGGAGACAGUGGCUCUUGAUCUGCUGAAGACUCCAGCUCAGUAUGAUGCACAUCAGAUGCAUUCUGCUAUGAAGGGUCUAGGUACUGAUGAAGGUACAUUGGUGGAAAUACUUGUAACCAGGGGAAACAAGGAGAAAAAUGACUUGAUUAAAGCCUACAAAGAAGAAUUUAAGAAAGAUCUGGCAGAAAACAUAAAAGGUGAUACAUCUGGAGCAUUUCAAAAAGCUUUGCUCAUGCUACUUGAGUCAACCAGAGAUGAAAGUAAUGAAGUGGAUCAUGAUCUUGCUGAUGAUGAUGCAAGGGCUUUGUAUGAAGCUGGUGAAAAACAGAAAGGGACAGAUAUUGACACAUUCGUUAAACUUCUGUCAAGCAGGAACACUGAGCAUCUAAAAACUGUGUUUGAGAGGUACACAAAGUACAGUCCACAUGAUGUGGGCAAGGCCUUGGAUCUUGAGCUGAAAGGGGACAUAGAAACUUUACUAAUAUCUUUGGUAAAAUGCAUUGGCAAUAGACCAGCCUACUUUGCUGAGAGGUUGCAAGCUUCAAUGAAGGGUUAUGGUACAGAUGAUAAUACUUUGAUCAGAAUUGUAGUUUCCCGUUCUGAAGUGGAUUUGAAGGAUAUUAAAGUGGAAUACAAAGCUAAAUUUGGAAAAACCCUUAACACUGCCAUCAAGGAUGAAACCAAGGGAGAUUAUGAGAAAAUCCUGCUGUCGCUCUGUGGAAGCAAUGAGUAAUGUAUGUUGAUCCAGGGCAGCUCCCAUUUUGGUGUAAACAUGACAAAGCAGUGAAAAUGACUUGGAGUUGUGGAAUCAAUACUGUAUAUCUAGUUGUACCAGGUGCAAAUAAAAUACCAAAUUGA